Molecule: messenger RNA, 1463 nt
Organism: Toxorhynchites rutilus septentrionalis
Lineage: Eukaryota; Metazoa; Arthropoda; Insecta; Diptera; Culicidae
Gene: Rpt6
Product: 26S proteasome regulatory subunit 8
Exons: 3
Coding region: 143-1354 (403 amino acids)
Biological process (GO): proteasome-mediated ubiquitin-dependent protein catabolic process
Cellular component (GO): proteasome regulatory particle, base subcomplex
Molecular function (GO): ATP hydrolysis activity; proteasome-activating activity; ATP binding
Source: RefSeq, a predicted model, not a curated record
AAUUGUAUGACGUUUCAUUACGAAUCGCCGAUGAGCUUGCAACAAUUGAAUACCGACCAGAGAACAACAACGUCAAGGAAAAGCAAUUUUUGCGUGAUUUUUCGCUCAUUUUGUUGAAUAUCAACAAAAAUAAUUCAACAAAAUGACACAAGCAUCUAAGAUGGAGGUGGAUUCUCCCAAAGGGGAAGGCUUCCGGUCGUACUACAUCCAGAAGAUCGAAGAGCUCCAGCUGAUCGUCGCGGAGAAAAAUCAAAAUCUCCGCCGUCUGCAGGCUCAACGUAACGAGCUCAAUGCAAAAGUGCGCAUGCUGCGGGAGGAGUUGCAGCUCCUCCAGGAGCAGGGCAGCUACGUGGGGGAGGUGGUGAAGCCAAUGGACAAAAAGAAGGUCCUCGUCAAGGUGCACCCGGAGGGAAAGUUUGUGGUCGAUAUUGACAAAAACAUCGACAUCAACGAUGUCACACCGAACUGCCGUGUGGCGCUCCGAAACGAGAGCUACACUCUGCACAAGAUUUUGCCGAACAAGGUCGACCCGCUGGUGUCCCUCAUGAUGGUCGAGAAGGUACCCGAUUCGACAUACGAAAUGGUUGGUGGGCUCGAUAAGCAAAUCAAGGAGAUUAAAGAGGUUAUUGAGUUGCCCGUGAAGCAUCCGGAACUGUUUGAUGCGUUGGGCAUUGCCCAGCCGAAGGGAGUGCUUCUGUACGGACCUCCGGGAACAGGAAAGACACUUCUUGCGAGAGCAGUCGCUCACCACACCGAGUGCACAUUCAUUCGUGUUUCCGGUUCUGAGUUGGUGCAGAAAUUCAUUGGUGAAGGUUCCCGUAUGGUGCGAGAAUUGUUCGUCAUGGCAAGAGAACACGCUCCUUCCAUCAUCUUCAUGGAUGAAAUCGAUUCGAUCGGAUCGUCCCGUAUUGAAAGCGGAAGCGGUGGCGACAGCGAGGUGCAGCGCACCAUGUUGGAACUGUUGAACCAGUUGGAUGGAUUUGAGGCAACCAAGAACAUCAAAGUCAUUAUGGCGACCAAUCGGAUCGAUAUUCUGGACCCUGCCUUGCUGCGCCCCGGUCGCAUCGAUCGUAAAAUCGAAUUUCCGCCACCAAACGAGGAGGCUCGGUUGGACAUUCUGAAGAUUCACUCGCGCAAAAUGAAUCUGACGCGUGGUAUUAAUCUGCGUAAGAUCGCCGAACUGAUGCCGGGUGCAUCCGGUGCCGAGGUGAAGGGUGUGUGCACCGAAGCGGGAAUGUAUGCACUGCGAGAGCGUCGUGUUCAUGUGACCCAGGAAGACUUCGAGAUGGCCGUCGCGAAGGUCAUGCAGAAGGACUCGGAGAAGAACAUGUCGAUUAAGAAACUGUGGAAGUAAAUUGUGGUGUGUGUAAUGGGAUUAAUCUUCUGAAGUAUAAGAACAUUUCUUGCGAGUAUCAAUGCAUCAAAUUAGUAAUAAAAUGUAUAACAAAACAAAUUGAAAACAA